Molecule: messenger RNA, 3289 nt
Organism: Aedes aegypti (yellow fever mosquito)
Lineage: Eukaryota; Metazoa; Arthropoda; Insecta; Diptera; Culicidae
Gene: Vps35
Product: vacuolar protein sorting-associated protein 35
Exons: 7
Coding region: 393-2816 (807 amino acids)
Biological process (GO): retrograde transport, endosome to Golgi; intracellular protein transport
Cellular component (GO): retromer, cargo-selective complex; retromer complex; late endosome
Source: RefSeq, a predicted model, not a curated record
UGACACCAACACAAGUGAUAAAUAAAUUCGAUUCGCAAUCAUUCUGGGCUGCAGAAAAUAUUUUUAUCAAACUUCGGGAGUGUCUUAAGCAGUGAAAUUGGAAGAAAAUUGUGUUAAUUUAUAGUGUGAAUUCUCAAUUGAUCAAGCCGCUGCAUUGCUCAACGUUGAGCAAUUCAAUUAAACUCCGCCGCGUGACGUAAGAAGGGUUGUUUUCCGACGUUCGCAUCAGAGCUUGUGACUUUUCGCUGCAGUGAAGAAAAAAAAAUCUUCCCCUCUUGCCGACCAAUAACACGAUCGGAUUGACCAUCGGAAACUGUGACCAAAUUGGAAUUGAUUUCAUUGGAUACCGAUAGAACUUCGAAGCUGAAGAGAUCGUUAGGCAACACGGAACUAUGCCGCAAACUCCCAUCAACUCGCUGGACGAGCAGGACAAGCUGCUGAGCGAUGCCAUCACCGUGGUACGGGCACAGGCCUUCCAGAUGAAGCGCUUCCUGGACAAGCAACGCCUGAUGGAGGCCAUGCGUUGUGCGUCGUCCAUGCUCGGUGAACUGCGCACCUCGCUGCUGUCGCCGAAGAGCUACUACGAGCUGUACAUGGCCAUAACGGACGAGCUGCGGCACUUCGAGCACUAUCUGCUGGACGAGUUCCAGAAGGGGCGGAAGGUUCCGGAUCUGUACGAACAUGUGCAGUACGCGGGCAAUAUCGUCCCGCGGUUGUACCUGCUGAUUACGGUGGGGCUGGUGUACAUCAAGACUAACUCUUCGCUCAAGAGGAGCAUUCUGAAGGAUCUGGUGGAGAUGUGUCGUGGCGUUCAGCAUCCGCUGCGUGGGCUGUUUCUUCGGAACUAUCUAUUACAGUGCACCAGAAACAUCCUGCCGGAUGUUUUGAGCAACGGAGAUGAGCACGAGGGAACCGUUAUCGACGCGAUUGAUUUCGUGCUCACGAACUUUGCCGAAAUGAACAAGCUGUGGGUUCGAAUCCAGCACCAAGGGCAUUCCAGCGAGAGAGCUCGCCGGGAAAAGGAGCGUGAGGAGCUGAAGAUUCUGGUCGGUACAAACUUGGUGCGGUUGUCGCAGCUGGAGUCGGCAACGUUGGAGAUCUAUCAACGGUUGAUCCUGCCUGGAAUUCUCGAGCAAGUGGUCAGCUGUCGUGAUGCCAUCGCUCAGGAGUAUUUGAUGGAGUGCAUCAUCCAAGUUUUCCCAGAUGAAUUCCACCUGCAGGAGUUGGAUCCGUUCUUGAAGUCGUGUGCUCAGCUCCAGCCUGGAGUAAACGUAAAAAACAUUAUAAUUUCGUUGAUCGAUCGGCUGGCUCUGUACAAUCAAAGAAAUGAAAAUAUCACCAAGACCGCAUCUGGAACGGAAGUUGUAUCUGCUAUUCCUGCGGAUGUUCAAUUGUUCGAGGUUUUCAGCACACAAAUUGCAUACAUCGUACAGUUGAGGACAGAUAUGCCCCUGGAGGAUACGGUCUCUUUGCAAGUGGCGUUGGUCAGCCUUGCCCAGAAGGUCUAUCCCGAUCGAGUUGAUUACGUCGAUAAGGUGCUGGAGACCACAGCACAGAUCCUAGAUCGGCUGAACAUGACCAAGUAUUGCAUUUCGCACUCCCUCUCGGUGAACCAGGAAUUGUCUCGUUUGCUUCGUCUCUGCGUGGACUUCUACAACAACAUUCUGACGAUCUUACAGCUGCAGUACUUCACUCCCCUGUUGGAGAAAUUCGACUACACCUCUCGGAAGGCACUAUCCCUUUACAUAGUUAUGAACAUCCUGGAGAACGAAACUCUCAUUCCAACGGCGGAACAUGUAGAUAGCAUUUUGGGAAUGAUCUCUCCUCUAAUCCGCGACCAGGACGAUCAACCCGGCGAUAAAGUGGACGUAGAAGACUUUGCCGAGGAGCAAGGAAUCGUCGGUCGAUUUGUGCACCUGCUUCGUUCCGAAGAUCCCGAUACGCAAUACAAAAUCCUGACCGCAUCUCGAAAGCAUUUUGGGCUAGGUGGCCAACAGCGGAUACGGUACGUUCUGCCGCCGCUGGUGUUCCAAGCCUACCAGUUGGCUUACAAGUACAAAUCGAUUGCCGCCGAGGACGAAAUGUGGGACAAAAAGUGCCAGAAGAUUCUGCAGUUCUGUCACAGCACGAUAGCUGUUCUGGCAAAGUCGGAACUUCCGGAGUUGGCGCUGCGGUUGUAUUUGCAGGGGGCGCUAUGCAUCGGACAGAUCGCCUAUUCCAACCACGAAACGGUGGCGUACGAUUUCAUGACUCAGGCCUUUUCACUGUACGAGGACGAGAUUUCCGACUCCAAGUCACAGUUUGCCGCCAUCACGUUGAUCGUGUCUACCGUAGAACAGAUGACGUGCUUCUCGGAAGAGAAUGCCGAGCCACUGCGAACGAAUUGUGCCCUGGCUGCAUCAAAACUGUUGAAGAAACCGGAUCAGUGCCGGGCGGUGGUGACCUGUGCCAGUCUGUUCUGGAGUGGAAAACAAAACGGCCAAGAGCUUAGAGACGAGAAGCGUACCCUCGAAUGCCUCAAGAAGGCAGCCAAGAUUGCCUCCCAGUGCUUGGAUGUUGGCGUCCAGGUGCAGCUUUACGUCGAGCUGUUGAAUCAUUAUCUGUUCUACUAUCAACGAGGGAAUGCUCAGAUUACGAUUUCCAUGCUGAAUCAGUUGAUUGCCAAAAUCAACGAGGAACUACCGAAUCUGGAACCGACGGAGGAAACCAAACAGAUCGAGAUGCACUACCAAAACACGCUGGUUCACAUCCGGAGUCGAAUGGAGUCCAACGAUAGCGGGCUGGAAGUUUCGUUUGCCGGCAUUACGCUGAACUAAGGCAACGUCAACGGUGAGUCAGUUUUCGUUUUCCAAGUUCUCAUUUUAUUGCGGCCAAGUGGAACGCGAAUCAAUUUAGAUUUUCCGGGGCAUUUAUUUUGCGGGAUCAAAACGAACAAAAAUGGGCGGAAAAUACUGUUUAGGUAUUGUAUGUUGAUUAUUUAACUGACAAAGACAGUCGGAGACAAAGUCACACUACCGUUAUGCAUAUAAAAAAAGUGUAAUGAAAUCUGAGAUACAAGACAAGGAGAGCUACUACAACAACACUAACUUGCUAAGACUUCUAGGAAAUCAAAGUUAAUUGGAACUCAAAACAGUUGAGCAUUGAUUAUGGUUAAACUUUUAGAGGAUUAUGUCUUUGGUAUCGAAUAUUAUUAGGUCCUAUAUUGCAUAUAUUGAUUGUAAUGAUUGUGUAAUUAUCGAAAACAAUGCAUGAAAUUGAAUGCAGAUUAUAAACACAGUGUAUUAAUUAA